AUGGCAAGACUCAGUGGCGAUGUCGAAUACGAUGCCGGCGAACGUCUGGGAAUGUACCACGCCCACGUACGACUUGGCAAUUCUGACGAUGAAGAGGGUGGCAAAGAUGGCCUUAAGAAAGCAGUGCCAAGCGUUGUUCUUCCUGCGGGUACUCAAUCUCUGAUUUCUGGUAUCAAGACAACUGCCCCCAAAAUACAGCCAGACACAAGUUUGGCUACCUUUGGAUCUGAUCAAAAUACCACUUCCGCUGCUAAUCCUACUCCCCAUGUGCCGACCGAAUUGCCGUCUAUAUCUCCAUCGGCAGUCGCCCUCAAACCUGAGACUUCGAACUCUAGUGCAACUUCUGUAGUCCCUGGCCGCCCUCUGAAGCCACCCGCAUCGCCGGUCAUUGCACGUAGUCCUCUAGGCAAAGCAGCAGGCGGCUGUUCGGAAUCCGUGACUCCAACUGUCACUGAAGUCACAAUAACUUCAGUCUGCGAUGAGACUUCGGCAAUGCCACAGCAUGAAGAAUCACAUGAUUCUUCUGAUUCAAUUGAAGCCGAUUUGGAUGAAACGAAUGGAAUUUCUUUAGAUUUCCAACUCGAGAUUAUUGCUGCCGCUACUGAUCACUUUAGUCAAUCUGCUCGCAACAAUGAGGCUGUCAUACUUUCCGAUAAGCUACUUGGUGGAGUUGCAGCAAGCCCAGCAUCCGACAGACGGGCUAAAUCUAUUUCAGCCUCUAUUGGCUCUACAGGAUCAACUAUCCGCUCCCGCAGUUCAUCACCCUCUCGUCCAGCCCAGCCUCCAUCUGGGCGGGUCAGCCCUAUGCCUUCUAUUUCAGAUGAGCUACACAAGUUCAGAUCUACUAGCCCUCUAUUACAGGAAACUCCUAAAGCUGAGCCACAGGGUGACUUUUCGUAUCAUAUCGUUGGAAAGAUGAUUUUCUUAUGA
Messenger RNA from Protopolystoma xenopodis, 930 nucleotides. Lineage: Eukaryota; Metazoa; Platyhelminthes; Monogenea; Polystomatidea; Polystomatidae. The record is from the annotation of a GenBank genome assembly.